Molecule: messenger RNA, 900 nt
Organism: Cyphomyrmex costatus
Lineage: Eukaryota; Metazoa; Arthropoda; Insecta; Hymenoptera; Formicidae
Product: ataxin-2 homolog
Exons: 2
Coding region: 1-900 (299 amino acids)
Molecular function (GO): ice binding
Source: RefSeq, a predicted model, not a curated record
AUGCAGCAGCUCCGACCACGGCUGCGCAAGCACGGCACCAAACCAGCCUUCAUAUUCAAGGACUUAGAGAAUGCUAAAAGCGUAUUCCUAAGACACGACGCUCCAAGAGGCGCACUCCAAGCACCAUAUGACGGCCCAUACGAAGUAUUAGAGCGACAGGAGAAAACAUACAAGAUCCGCGUAAAAGGACAGCCAAUGAACGUGUCCAUAGACCGCCUGAAACCAGCGUACACGAUCGAGGACGCCACGGAGCAAGCCAGCCAUGCGGAAACACAGCUCACCACAACAACCUGCAAGCGGGCAACUAAACCAAGGCUACGGUCUCCUAACAAAGCGCAGCCAUUGCAGCUACAGCCGUCGCCGCAGCCUCAUCAGCAGCAGCCACCUCAGCCUCCGCCGCAGCCUCCGCCGCAGCCUCCGCCGCAGCAGCCGCCGCAGCCGCAGCGGCCGCAGCAACCAGCGCAGCCUCCACAGCAGAGGCCAUCACAGCCUCCGCAACGGCAGACACCGCAGCCGCCGCAGCAGCCAGCGCAGCCUCCACAGCAGAGGCCAUCAGCCCCCACAGCAAAGAUCAUCACAGCCUCCGCAGCGGCAGACACCGCAGCCUCCGCAGCAGCAGCCGCCGCAGCUGCAGCAGCCACAGCAGCCAGCGCAGCCUCCACAACAGAGGCCAUCACAGCCUCCGCAGCAGCAGACGCCGUAGCCUCCGCAGCAGCAGCCGCCGCAGCCGCAGCAGCCACAGCAGCCAGUGCAGCCUCCACCGCAGAGGCCAUUACAGCCUUCGCAGCAGCAGCCGCAGCCCCCAGCCCGCCAGAGAGGGACCUCGCGUAUCCAGCGUCUGCGCCAGCAGCUCCUGCGUCGCCGCCAAAUACAAACAGCGGCAACAGUCCCUCUAAGUGA